This is a messenger RNA of Cucurbita pepo subsp. pepo (vegetable marrow), 738 nucleotides long. RefSeq lists its product as uncharacterized. The record is from RefSeq and is a predicted model, not a curated record. Lineage: Eukaryota; Viridiplantae; Streptophyta; Magnoliopsida; Cucurbitales; Cucurbitaceae.
UUCCACCUAUUCUUCCACUUAUCUUCAGAAGCAAAUAUGAUAAAUGCAAUCCGAUUCGGCCGCAGUCCACCGCCGAUCGUGCUCACAUUACCUCUUCCGCCACAGCUCCGCCGUAUAGACGCGCCUGAGCUCCGAUCCCGUCAACGGAUCGGUUUCUCCACCGCACCUGAUCAGAACCCACAGAACAUGGAUGACUCUAAGAACACCGCCAAGCAGACUGGAGAUAUAAUGACUGAUUCGUUCGGGCUAGCGUACGCGUGCCGAAGCGAGUAUGAAGGAUUUGGAGGGAUUUAUAGAUGGAUUAAGUCAACCGAGGAGGGGGCUGAGAAUGAAAAGAAACGUGAAUAUGAUAAAAGCCAAGGGAGCGAAGUGAAGGAGAAGGAGAAGGCUCGACAUCAAACUCACUCCAACUGCUAAGAACAAUGAUCUCGUCUCAUACUCGUUUGUAUUAUGUCAUGUUUUUCUUUGUCAUCUUGUUGUCAUGAGAAGUUAGUUUGUAUAAAAUCUAAAUUUGCAUUUUGUAAAUUAAUUAGAAGAAUAUUGGGUGUGAUAAUAAGGAGUUAGACCACCACACGGGGCGCCGCCACCGGAAUGUUACCGUCGUCGUCGCCACCACCUAUCCCUACCUAUCCCUAGAAGAAGUUGCACAAGUCACUUGCUAGGGGAGGUGCAGGUUGGGUCAGAGUCGACCAUCUUUGUUGUACCAAUUCAAAAGUUGAAGUUUUGUCCAACCCAAAA